AUGGCGACCCACCGGGUCGGCUUCCUUCCGCACCAGAUGAUGAAGAGGGUCCCGGCGGCUCCGCCGCCAGCGCCGGCGCCGGCGCCCGAGGAGCUGCGGCUGUCGGACCUCGACUGGGUCGGCGACCUCGGCGCCGGCGGCUUCGCCCGCGUCAGCAAGGCGCGCCACCGCCGCACCGGCGCCGUGAGGCCGAGGUGCUCCGCCGCGCCGCCGCACGUCGUCGACUGCCACGCCAUGCUCCGCGGGCCCGCCGGCGAGCCCGCGUUCGCUCUCGAGUUCAUGGACGCCGGCUCGCUCGGCCGCGUCCUGUGCCGGCGCCGGGGGAGCAGGGGAGGAGUCCCCGAGCCGGCGCUCGCCGAGGCGGCCGCGCACUGCGUCGUGGGGCUGGCCCAGCUCCACUCGCGCGGCGUCGCGCACCUGGACGUCAAGCCCGACAACUUCCUCGCCAGCUCCCGCGGCGAGAUCAAGAUCAGCGACUUCAACACCUCGAGGAUCCUCUACGGCAGCGCCGGCGAGCGCCUCCAGGUGCCCAUCACCGCCGGCACCCGCGCCUACUUCAGCCCCGAGCGGUUCGCGCCCAGAGCCCGCGCCGGGCCGCACGGCGCCAUGGCCGCCGACGUGUGGGGCCUCGGGGUCACCGUCCUGGAGCUCUUCCUGGGCCGCUUCGCCGUCGUGCCGGAUGCAGACAAGGCGUCUGCGGCGGAGCUGGAGCUGGAGCUGGCCAUCUGCCACGGGGAGCCCCUGCGCGUGCCGGAAGAAGCAGAGGCGUCGCCGGAGCUGCGCGGGUUCGUGGCCGCGUGCCUGCAGAGGGAGCCGACCCGGCGCGCCACGGUGCCGCAGCUGCUUGGGCACCCGUUCCUCACCCGUCGCGACGUCGAGGCGUCAAGGCGCGCGCUGCGGGACCUCAUCGUCGAGACGCUGUAGCGGGCAGGAGAUUACAUCGUCGAGGAGCGCGCGCUGCGGGAUUCUUCAGUUUAACUGUGUGUUUCUUUUGCUG
Panicum virgatum (switchgrass) is the source of this 997-nucleotide messenger RNA. Its product is annotated as mitogen-activated protein kinase kinase 9-like. The record is from RefSeq and is a predicted model, not a curated record. The coding region runs from base 1 to 924 and encodes 307 amino acids. Lineage: Eukaryota; Viridiplantae; Streptophyta; Magnoliopsida; Poales; Poaceae. The transcript has 2 exons. Gene Ontology annotation, biological process: protein phosphorylation. Gene Ontology annotation, molecular function: ATP binding; protein kinase activity.